Molecule: messenger RNA, 1333 nt
Organism: Lingula anatina
Lineage: Eukaryota; Metazoa; Brachiopoda; Lingulata; Lingulida; Lingulidae
Product: sodium- and chloride-dependent glycine transporter 2
Biological process (GO): sodium ion transmembrane transport; nitrogen compound transport; amino acid import across plasma membrane
Cellular component (GO): plasma membrane
Molecular function (GO): amino acid:sodium symporter activity
Source: RefSeq, a predicted model, not a curated record
GGGGUGCAAAAGAAGCAUCCACCUGAGCAGUUAUUUUUAUCGCCAACCGUUCUCUAUUUUAUUUACCUUUUCAGCCUGUUCGCAGCCCAUUUAUUGGACAUUUAUUAUCAGCAGUGAUUUUCCACUGGGAUCAGUACAAAGAAAAGAUCCUGUUAGUGUAUAGGAAUUUUUGGGGUUUUUUUUACUGGGCCUCUAUCCUAUUUAGUGAUGGUGGUACGGGUGCCGCUUAUUUGACCCCACCUUAACUUAACCAAAUCUGUGAAUGACUCUCCAGCCGAGGGCUUAAUUAGCAUACCCAGCCCUAUUCAAUGAGGGUACUGUAACCAAUGAGAAAAGUUUGUGAAUGUUGGACGGUCAACACUAUUUGUGACAGGGACACAGAGGCAGUCAUAAAAGAGCUGACUAACAUAAUAGAAAACUUGCACUAACAGUAGGGUGAAUCAACAGGUAACGCUGUUGUUAGCUCGCUAAGACUGGAAAAGUUUGCUACAGCUCACUGCAUUUUGCAUUACAUUGGAGGAGGAUUUGAAUAACAAAAAAGGGCAAACUCCUUUGAAAAUCUUUUCUUUGCUCUAUAACUAUUGACAUAACUGAGUUUAUUUGGCGACACACUUUAUUAGAGCUAGCUGCCCGUUUGGAGAUCGCAAAAGGACCCUAGAAAAGUAAUCGGAACAGAGCAGUGGACAUUUAAAGCCAGCUUUCAGCGGAUCCACAGGACACCAUGGAGAAGACUGAUAUGUCUCCAGAUGGAGAGACUGUGGAGGUUUCCUCCCUGGUGACAGAGGGAGAUGAGAAUAAAGAGCGAGGAAACUGGGGCGGCAAGCUCGACUUCAUCCUCUCCUGUAUUGGGUAUGCCGUGGGCUUGGGUAAUGUGUGGCGAUUCCCUUUCUUGGCCUACAGGAGUGGCGGAGGUGCCUUUCUCAUUCCGUAUGCCAUUAUGUUGUUUUGUGCUGGAUUACCCUUGUUUUUCUUGGAGUUGUCCUUUGGUCAGUUUGCAUCUCUUGGACCCAUCACCAUUUGGAGAAUAAACCCAUUCUUCAAAGGUUUGGGAUUUGCUAUGGUGAUCAUCAGUGGCCUGGUGGCAGUCUAUUACAACGUCAUCAUUGCCUGGGCACUGUUCUACUUAUUUGCGUCGUUCACGUCUGAGCUGCCAUGGCAGACCUGUGACCAUGAGUGGAACACCCCGAAUUGUGUAACCAAGUUCAAAGGCGGCAAUGGCUCAGAAGCUUCAUCACGCUUUGGAAUAGUUACAUGGUGUAAUGCCACACUUAAUGUCACCAGCAACUGCACCGUGUACAAGCCAGUCACCCCUAGUGAAGAGUAUUGGGAGUAA